AUGGCGCUGUCUUCCCCAAUCGCAGCUGCCGCAACUCAAUGCACUCCCGUUCAUUCGAAUCGAGCAGUAGGCGUCUGGUCCAGUGAAGAGCACGACCGCUUCCUCGAAGGGCUCAAGCACUACCCACAAGGACCUUGGAAAGCCAUCACAAAGUUCGUUGGCACGCGGUCGGUCCGACAAGUGCAAACCCAUGCCCAAAAGUAUCAGGAAAAGGUCUCGCGACGGCUCCACGGGAUGCAGACGGGUAAAGCGAUUCGCCUCCGUCGUGAACACCGCAUCGACCACGAGGUCUUAGCUCAGCCGACACUCAUCCGUGUCCACCCUCAACUGCGCAGCAAUUGUGCCCGUCAGAAAAACUACUACCCAGAGGUCAGACCCAUGUCCGUAUCGACGCCGACUGGAGGAUCUUUGAACUCACGUGCUCAAGCUCACACCUCUCCGUUCCAACGUCCUACAAUUGUGCCAGUACCACGAGAUGGAAAAGACUUUUCGUGCUCGAGUUUGGGCACGAACGGAGCUUCGCCGUCUUCCGUCUCGUGCUCUUUGGACGACCUGCCGACACUAAGCGAGUCGCUCGACUUUUUCAUUGAUAACUUCUUCUAA
This is a messenger RNA of Peronospora matthiolae, 603 nucleotides long. NCBI's taxonomy places the organism in Eukaryota, Oomycota, Peronosporomycetes, Peronosporales, Peronosporaceae. The record is from the annotation of a GenBank genome assembly.